GCAGGAUCCUGGGAGGAGUAGAAGCAGAAUUCAGAGGAGGAAACCAAGGCCCAGGAAGGACAAUGGACUCCCAAGGGUGGCAGACUUCUCUAGAAAAGCCCAGAUAUUUAUUCCAACCUCUGGCAGAAAGAAACCUCUGACUCCUGAAGAUUAGAGAGAAAUCAGAAGGCAAGGCCAUGAACAAAUGCCGUGUCCUCUGAUCUGCUUAUCUCUGAGGGAACAAGGGCACCCUCUGUUCCAGGGUCAGAGCUUUCACAGCCCCCCUUGAGGCCCCUCUUGGGGCUGUGUUGUGAAGACUGAGGCCUGACUGGCCUGGUUGAAGACAGGAGCAUCCCCUCCCCAUGGCCUCACUGCUCAGUGGAGCUGGGGUGCAUGAGUGGUAGGACAAGGAAUGGGCAAGGGGUGCUGUAUCUGUCUGGGUGCUCCAGAGGAGAUGCCCAGAGGUCUGGGAGUAACUUACCUGUGCAAUGACAGUCCAGGUGUAGGUAUAACCCCCCAGAGCCUUGGAAUGGGCACAGUCUGUAGAAUAGGACCCCAUGUUGGACACGUAUAAGAAGAGUCUGAAGCCUCUCAUGCCAGCUUCACUGGGGUGUACCGAGGACACGCAGGGAGGGCACUGCCCUAUCACAGGGCCUGUUUCUCCUGUCCAGGAGAGGCUGCUCAUGAGCCUCCUGCCCCGGAACGUUGCUAUGGAGAUGAAGGAGGACUUCCUGAAGCCCCCUGAGAGAAUUUUUCACAAGAUUUACAUCCAGCGGCAUGACAACGUAAGCAUCCUGUUUGCUGACAUCGUGGGCUUCACAGGCCUGGCUUCGCAGUGCACGGCCCAGGAGCUGGUGAAACUCCUCAACGAGCUCUUCGGCAAGUUUGAUGAAUUGGCCACGGAGAACCACUGCCGUCGCAUAAAGAUCCUGGGCGAUUGCUACUACUGUGUGUCGGGCCUGACGCAGCCCAAGGCCGACCAUGCCCACUGCUGUGUGGAGAUGGGCCUGGACAUGAUUGACACCAUCACGUCGGUGGCCGAGGCCACUGAGGUGGACCUGAACAUGCGUGUGGGGCUGCACACCGGCAGGGUUCUCUGUGGGGUCCUGGGCCUGCGCAAGUGGCAAUAUGAUGUAUGGUCUAACGAUGUGACCCUGGCCAAUGUCAUGGAGGCCGCUGGCCUGCCAGGGAAGGUCCACAUCACCAAGACAACCCUGGCAUGCUUGAAUGGUGACUACGAGGUGGAGCCAGGUUGUGGGCAUGAGAGGAACAGCUUUCUGAGGGCCCACAGCAUUGAGACCUUCUUCAUCGUGCCAUCACACCGGCGGAAGAUUUUCCCAGGACUGAUUCUCUCAGACAUAAAACCAGCCAAGAGGAUGAAGUUCAAGACCGUGUGCUACCUGCUCGUGCAGCUCAUGCACUGCCGCAAGAUGUUCAAGGCGGAGAUCCCCUUCUCCAACGUCAUGACCUGCGAGGAUGACGACAAGAGACCCCAUCCUGUAGGGGAAGAUCUCUGCAUCUGUGGCAGGAGGGCCAUGUCCUGGAGCCAGGGUGAAGCCAGGUGCCACAAGACCCGCAGGAGCUUUGAGCCGUGCCAUCCUGUUCUUGGCCUCUGGGACCUAGAGGCUGUUUCCCGGAGAGCAUUGAGAACAGCCUCAGAAAAACUCAGAAACCGCUUGUCUUUCUCUACAAAUGUCGUCUACACCACCCCGGGCACUCGCGUGAACAGGUACAUCGGCCGCCUCCUAGAAGCUCGCCAGACAGAGCUGGAGAUGGCAGACCUGAACUUCUUCACACUGAAGUACAAGCAGGCUGAGCGAGAGCGAAAGUACCACCAGCUUCAGGAUGAGUACUUUACCAGCGCUGUCGUGCUUGCCCUCAUCCUGGCAGCCUCAUUUGGCCUUGUCUACCUGCUGAUAAUCCCACAGAGUGUGGCUGUCCUGCUCCUGCUGGUGUUCUGCAUCUGCUUCCUGGUGUCCUGUGUCCUGUAUCUGCACAUCACUCGGAUCCAGUGUUUUCCAGGGUGCCUGACCAUUCAGAUCCGCACCGUCUUGUGUAUUUUCAUUGUGGUCUUAAUCUACUCUGUGGCCCAAGGAUAUGUGGUGGGCUGCCUGCCCUGGGCCUGGGGCUCCAGUCCCAAUGGGUCCCUGGUGGUCCUGACAUCCCGGGGCUGGAGUCCGGCACUACCCACCAUGCCCUGCGAGUCUGCACCCCAUGCCCUGCUCUGUGGACUCGUGGGCACCCUCCCGCUAGCCAUAUUCUUGCGGGUCUCCUCCUUGCCAAAGAUGAUUCUGCUGUGCAUGCUCACCACAUCCUACAUCCUGGUCUUGGAGCUCAGCGGGUACACCCAGGCUAUGGGGGGUGGUGCCAUGUCCAGGCGCAGCUUCGAGCCAAUCAUGGCCAUCCUGCUGUUCUCAUGCACGCUGGCCCUGCACGCCCGGCAGGUGGAUGUCAAGCUGCGGCUGGACUACCUCUGGGCAGCACAGGCAGAGGAGGAGCGAGAGGACAUGGAGAAGGUGAAACUGGACAACAAGAGGAUCCUGUUCAACCUGCUGCCAGCCCAUGUUGCCCAGCACUUCCUCAUGUCCAACCCCCGGAACAUGGACCUGUACUACCAGUCAUACUCACAGGUGGGGGUCAUGUUCGCCUCCAUCCCUAACUUUGAUGACUUCUACAUCGAGCUGGAUGGCAACAACAUGGGUGUCGAGUGUCUGCGCCUCCUCAAUGAGAUCAUUGCUGACUUUGAUGAGCUCAUGGACAAAGACUUUUACAAGGACCUGGAGAAGAUCAAGACCAUUGGGAGCACCUACAUGGCUGCUGUGGGGCUGGUGCCCACAGCCGGAACCAAGGGUCCCCUAGCCUCGUCCCCUGCUCCAGAGCAUUGGUGCUCAGCCUGGCUCCUUGGUGCUGGACUCAUGCUGAAGGCAGAGGAGGAGCGAGAGGACAUGGAGAAGGUGAAACUGGACAACAAGAGGAUCCUGUUCAACCUGCUGCCAGCCCAUGUUGCCCAGCACUUCCUCAUGUCCAACCCCCGGAACAUGGACCUGUACUACCAGUCAUACUCACAGGUGGGGGUCAUGUUCGCCUCCAUCCCUAACUUUGAUGACUUCUACAUCGAGCUGGAUGGCAACAACAUGGGUGUCGAGUGUCUGCGCCUCCUCAAUGAGAUCAUUGCUGACUUUGAUGAGCUCAUGGACAAAGACUUUUACAAGGACCUGGAGAAGAUCAAGACCAUUGGGAGCACCUACAUGGCUGCUGUGGGGCUGGUGCCCACAGCCGGAACCAAGGCUAAGAAGUGCAUCUCCUCCCACCUCAGCACGCUGGCGGACUUUGCUAUUGAGAUGUUUGACGUCCUGGAUGAGAUCAACUACCAGUCCUACAACGACUUUGUGCUCCGUGUGGGCAUCAAUGUUGGACCCGUGGUGGCUGGGGUGAUCGGGGCUCGCAGGCCACAGUAUGACAUCUGGGGAAACACAGUCAACGUCGCCAGUCGGAUGGACAGCACUGGAGUCCAGGGCAGAAUCCAGGUGACUGAGGACGUCCACCGGCUGCUGUGCAGAGGGGCAUACCACUUCGUGUGCCGGGGGAAAGUCAGUGUCAAGGGCAAGGGCGAGAUGCUGACCUACUUCCUGGAGGGCAGGAUCGACGGGAACAACUCCCAAACCAGGGCCAUUGACGCCAAGCGGAAACUGUGUCCUUACGGAAGAGGCAGCCUCCAGUCCCAAGUGGCCAUGGGCCGGCCCCCAGUGUCCCCUGCAGCUGGCCUUCCAGUCAGAGCUGGCCUGGGGGCUCUGCAGGGCUCAGGGCUUGCUCCCCCAACCCCCAGCCAGCACCUACCCCCUGGAGCAGCUGGAAAGGAGGCUUAGCGGAGCCCAUGCUAGCCACUGGGGGCACAGGGCAGAAUGCUCAGGGCCUUGGGGCUCAGGCAGGGACCAGCCCAGCCAGCAGAGCAGAGCCAGCAGAGCGGAGCCAGGGCCCGGGAGCCAGGAUGGGGAAGGGGCUGUGCAACCGUGACCUGAAGCAACUGAGCAGUGACCCAGGUGAGGGAGAACCUGCCAACAGGAUGCUGCGGCUCUCCUAGGAGCUGUGGCUGCUCUCACCUUUCCUUGGCAGCAGAGGGGCAGCUGCCUGGGACUGGCUGGAUAGGCCUAAGAAAAGGAGCUUCAAAACAUCCUCUAGGGCUGCAGGAGAACCAUGCAGGUCUGGCCCACAGAUCGUGCCCUGAGUUGGAGCUGCAUCAGCCCCAUGGUGCUGGGUCCUGCACAGGCAGCUCCUGCAGGAGCCCCAAGUGGGAGUCAGGCCUGGCCAGGCAGGGCCUCGGGGGCUGGGACCACACCCUAUCCUGGCUGGGUCUGAGGCAGGAGGACUGGACAGCAUGCAGUGCAGCCCCAUCUCACCACACAGAUGGCAGUGAUGCUGGCUUUCUUCAAGAGUGGCGUUUUGCAGAUAGCCAGAGGCUGGCCUGGCUUCUUGGGGGCCCUGCAGCCUCAUCUCUCUCACAACCAGCAUUAUUCCCCUUCUGCCAGAGUGUCGCCCCCACCCUGCCUGUGAGCAUGGGUUUCCAUGAGCCCUGGACCUUCCCCUUCUCUGCCCGCAGUGGGUUGCUGGAGGGAAAAGAGGUGUAGGCACCAUCUCUUACCAGUGCCACAGCAACUGGGGGCCUGUGUGUGGAGCAACAGCACAAGGCUGCAUUGGUUUUGAAACCAGUGAAUCAGACCAUGAGAAAGCUUCCUGAGCAGCACACGUUGCUUCUCUGCCAGCACCAGCCCCUACGUGGUGUUUCUAGUUUGUUUAUGGCCAUCCAGCCAGUGUCCCUGCUUCUGUCUGCAGGAAGUGACUUCAGGCAACUCUGUGGCCAUCCAGGAGUCACCCUCAUGGGCUUCUCCACAGUUACUUCACCGCUGGAGAGCCAGGACAUGCUGGGGGCACAUGGAGGCCUCAGAUUUCCACCGAGGGAUGAGGCAGCUUGAA
Molecule: messenger RNA, 4950 nt
Organism: Manis javanica (Malayan pangolin)
Lineage: Eukaryota; Metazoa; Chordata; Mammalia; Pholidota; Manidae
Source: RefSeq, a predicted model, not a curated record